AUGGGUCAGACUCUGUCAGAACCCGUGGUCGACAAGAAUUCCCACUACGGUUCCGACGAUGCUGUCCUCUACGGCCUCUCGGCCAUGCAAGGGUGGCGCAUAAGUAUGGAAGACGCGCAUGCCGCCAUUUUGGACCUGCAAACAGAGACCGAGGGCAAGGAACAGCAGCCUGCACCCCCUGAGAAGCGACUGGCAUUUUUCGGGGUCUACGACGGCCAUGGUGGAGAGAAGGUUGCCCAAUUUGCUGGAGAGAACGUGCACAAGAUUGUUGCGAAGCAAGAAGCAUUCUCGAAAGGCAACAUCGAGCAGGCGCUGAAGGAUGGCUUCCUGGCCACUGAUCGAGCUAUCCUGAACGAUUCACGGUACGAAGACGAGGUCUCCGGCUGCACUGCAACUGUGGGCAUAAUAUCGAAAGAAAAGAUCUGGGUGGCAAAUGCUGGCGACUCGAGGACUGUACUCGGUGUAAAGGGCAGGGCCAAGCCUCUGUCGUUCGAUCACAAACCACAGAACGAAGGCGAAAAAGCACGCAUCAGCGCAGCCGGUGGCUUCGUCGACUUUGGCCGGGUCAACGGCAACCUGGCUCUAUCACGUGCCAUUGGCGAUUUCGAGUUCAAGAAGAGUGCCGACCUCUCACCAGAACAACAGAUCGUUACAGCCUACCCAGACGUGAUCGCCCAUGACUUGUCAGGGGAUGAUGAGUUCCUGGUACUUGCUUGCGACGGUAUCUGGGAUUGCCAGUCAUCUCAAGCUGUGGUAGAAUUUGUGCGAAGAGGGAUCGCCGCCAAGCAAGAGCUCCAAUUGAUCUGCGAGAACAUGAUGGAUAAUUGCCUUGCCUCGAACAGCGAGACAGGUGGUGUUGGUUGCGAUAACAUGACCAUGACCGUGGUUGCACUUCUCCAGGGUAAGACCAAGGAGGAGUGGUACGAUCUAGUCGCCAAGCGAGUCGCCGAUGGGGAUGGGCCAUGUGCACCUCCCGAGUACGGCAACCCAGACGAGUACGAGCUCGAUCUGGAUCAGCGAGCCCGAGGAACUGGAAAUCGCGGACGAAUCAUCCUGCUAGGCGAUGGCACUGAAGUUCUGACCGAUUCCGAUGACGCUGAUAUGUUCGACCACCGUGAUGAGGACAACGAUACCGAAAACCAGAUCAAGAAAGCGACGCCGGACACUUCUGAUGUUGAUUCGACCCGAAGCGAAAGAGAGGGAACCCCAGGCCCUCAGGAAUUGCCGAAGUCAAAAUCGGAUGGAGAGGAUCCCAUGCAAGUCAAGCCUGCGAUUGACGGACUGAACAAGGAGUAA
This is a messenger RNA of Cyphellophora attinorum, 1296 nucleotides long. RefSeq lists its product as uncharacterized. The transcript has 7 exons. Gene Ontology annotation, molecular function: protein serine/threonine phosphatase activity; cation binding. The coding region runs from base 1 to 1296 and encodes 431 amino acids. NCBI's taxonomy places the organism in Eukaryota, Fungi, Ascomycota, Eurotiomycetes, Chaetothyriales, Cyphellophoraceae. Gene Ontology annotation, biological process: protein dephosphorylation. The record is from RefSeq and is a predicted model, not a curated record.